AAGUUUUAAAAAAAAUUAAUUUAAAUUAAAUUAGUUUUACUUUAAGAGUAAGCGACAUUUGCCUUGAGUCAUUUUUUAUACACAAAACUCCAAGUGCAGUCGACAAAAAUUAUCCUUAGGAUUCUUUCUAUGUAUGCGAGCCGAGCAGAAAUGAAAAUCUUUGCCACAAAUGUUGUUGUUGCCAGCGCAGCGGAAGCGACUGCUGCGACAAGUGCAACACCCACAACACCGGUGCAACAACACCAACAGCAGCAACAGCAACAGCAGCGUGAAUAUCGCUGUGGCGCUCAAGUCAAGUACAACAAAUACAACAACAAGGCCAAUAAUAUGCUGCGGCAGACCAAGUACAACAGCAGCAGCGGCAACAACAGCAACAAUGGCGGCAGCAGCAAUGCGGACAAUAAACAUGCCAAGCGCCAGCAACAGCAGCAGUCACAGCAGCAACAGCAACAGCAGCAGCAACAGCACUACAACAGCAACAACAACAUGCACAAUUUUUCACGCAAGAAAUACUUCGGCAAUAACAAUUACAGCUGCAACCAACAGCAGCAGCAGCAACAACAGCAACAACAUGCAACAGCAGCAGCAAAGCUCUCAAACAAUAACAACAACAAUGUAAUGAAAAAUCAAAACCUAAUUGAAGAGAACGUCUGCAAGAACAGCAACGACAGCGACAACAACAAUAACAGCAGCAACAACAACAAUAACAAUGCUGUCACAAAGUUGCAACCAAAAUCAAACAACGGCAACGUCAAGAAACGCAACUCCCUCUCAUCGUCAGCUGAAUCGAGCAUGUCAUCUGCAUUUUAUCACAACUGUUCCGAGUCCUCAAACUCAUCAACAACGAACAGUAACAGCAACAGCAACCCAAAUGAUGAUGAGCAGCAACAGCAGCCGCAAGCAACAUUAUCAACACCAACUGAAACAGCAACAACAAAAGCUGCAAAGCAACAGCCAGGAGCAACAGCAGCAGCAGCACCAGCAACAGCUAACGCAUUGCCCCAACAAUCGGACAACAGCAACAAGGCGACGCAAAGAUCUAAGCAACAGCCGCUGUGCUUCUGGAAGACGAGCUAUCCACAGCAACCGACGCUGCAGCAGAAGGAAUAUUUCACCCGCUUGCUACAGCAGCAGUUGGAGGCGGCGCUGGCCACACAAAAAGAAACGGAACUGGCAAUUGCAGCAGCAGCAGCUGCUGCUGCGUCAACACCAGCAACAGGAGGCGGAGGAGCGACAGCAGCAACAACUGAUCAACAGCCGCAUUAUUAUCCAUAUUAUUGCUCGCAGCCCAAGCAGCUGACAAUAGCAUCAUUUCUGCAAAAGGAGCUGCUACCCGAUGCGGACAACACCAACAGCAACAGCAACAGCCAACAGCAGCAGCAGCAUCAUCAACAGCAGCAUCAUCAUCAGCAGCAGCAACACAAGCAACAGCAGCAGUCGGGCACUUAUCAGCAGCGUUAUCGCAAUGGCAGCUACAGCUACAACAAUAAUAAUAAUAAUAACAAUAACAACAACAACAACAACUACCAUCAUCAGCAGCAACAGUCGCAGCAGCAACAACAGCAACACCCGCAUCAUGCACAGCAGCAACAUCAGAAUCACAUGCACAACACACACUUUCGGCGCAACAACAAGAAGCUGCACUACGGCAGCAACAGCAGCUGCACGCCAACAACAUCUGCUCAGAAAUCGAUUGAGAUUGUGAACGCCAGCAACUACAAUGGGGCACAUCAUCGUCGCAUGCCGAAUGUUGCUGUUGCUGGCAAUGGCAAUCAUGUUGCCGGCAAGAAUGGCUACUAUCAGCUGCAUCAUCAUCAUCAGCAGCAGCAGCAGCAACAUCAUCAUCACCAUCACCAUCAUUAUCAUCAUUCGCUAAUGCCGGGCAGCAACACGCCCACAAGCGCCGAGCAUCAGAAUUUCUAUAAUCUGACCUAUGUGAAUGUUGAUUUGCCGGCAGCAACAAUGCCUGCAACAGCAACAGCAACAGCAGCAGCAACAACAACAGCAACAGCUGCUGCUGCGGCUGGCAGCAAUAUGCUGUUAAAGCAACCAGCAAGCGAAACUCCGGCAGCAGUAACAGCAGCGACUGUGCCUGCAGCAGCAACUGUUGCAGCUGGCAGCAAUCAUAACAUGUUUCUGCAGCCGCCGCCAACACUGCAAUUGGGCAUGCUUGGCCCGGGCAUAUUAUCGCCGGCGGCCUUAACGCCGGAUGCUAUUGCGACGACGCCGACCAAUAUGAUUAGCUGUGCGCAAUUGGACGAGGCCAUCACAGCGGCCGCUGCCAGCAGCACGGGCAACAGCAACUGCAACAUCAACAGCAGCAGCAGCAGCAACAGCAACAGCGGCAGCAACAACAAGAACAUGGAUCUAUCCAGCGUAUUAAACGUGCCCAGUCCCACCUAUGCUGCGCUGCCUUUCAUGCUGCAUCAACAACACCAACAGCAGCAGCAGCAACAGCAACAGUUGUUCCCGAACAAAACACAACAGCAGCAGCAGCAGCAACAGCAACAGCAGCAGCCACAGCAUCAUCAACAGCAACAACAGCUUUUCUUUAGCUUUGGCGAUGGCUAUAACGGUGCCGCCUGGUCCCAUGCUAAUUCGCCCUGCUAUCCUCCGGCCGUAUACGGUCCAAGUCCGAGCAGCAUCUCGAGUGGCUCGGCCAACAAUCGUGCUCCGUCGCAUCGCGCCGUCUCGCCCGCCUCGUCCACGUGCUCGCUGGCCAGCGAGUCUCAAUGGAGCAGCAGCCGCAGUCGUCUAACAUCCGCUGAGCUGUUGUCCGUUUCGCCAACGCCGCUCACCUCGGGUGCUGGCUCGAAUGCCGGAAUUCCGACAGCAAGUCAGCAGCAGAUGUCGCCCCAUGGGCUGCAUGCGAUGUUACCGUUUGGAAUACCACCACCGCCGCCGCCAGCGCAAUCCUCGUCGGCGGCAGGGGCAGCGCCACCCCCAGCACCACCGCCUCCACCAGCCAAUCACAGUGGGCCAUAUCAGCACUAUUGCGGCCCCAAUUGCGGCUGCGGCAGUGCAGCCAGCGCGUCCUGGCCAGCCUCUUGGUAUGAGCUGAUACUUCCGCCGGAUCGCUACUUGGAUCAUGCGCGUAACGUAGAGCUGACCAUACAGCCCGAACAGCUGCUGUGCCACAGCAAGUACGACAAUCUGUCGCUGGAGAUCUGGAAACGAUUUCGCGGGGCGCAGCAGACGCACGCCAAGUUCAAGCUUAAGAUGCGGCUAUGGCGACAUCUAUUCAUCUGGAUAAACCAGCCGAUGUUCUCGCGAUAUCGCAUCUGCCUGGUGGGCUCAACGAUUACCGGCUUCGGAACGGACUCAUCGGACAUCGACAUGUGCCUGCUGCCAGAGCAUCAGACCCAUCAACAGCAGCAGCAUCACUACAACAACGAGCUGCGCGCCGAGGCGCUCAUGAUCCUAAAUCUGUUCAAUGCCGUCCUCAAGGAAAUGGAAGCUUUUCAGGACUUCAAUUUGAUUGAAGCGCGUGUCCCGAUACUUCGCUUUAAAGAUCGCAUCAAUGGCAUCGAAGUCGAUCUCAACUAUAACAAUUCAGUGGGCAUUAAGAACACAUAUUUAUUGCAAUUAUAUGCGCAGUUGGAUUGGCGCACUCGUCCACUGGUGGUUAUAGUCAAGCUGUGGGCUCAAUAUCACGAUAUCAACGAUGCCAAGCGGAUGACCGUGUCGAGCUACUCGCUGGUGCUGAUGGUGCUGCACUAUUUGCAGUACGGCUGUACUCCCCAUGUGCUGCCCUGCCUGCAAGCCCUGUAUCCGGAGAAGUUCAACUUGGGGCAGCAGGAUUGCCUCGACCUGGACCUGAUAGAGCCGAUCGAGCCGUAUCAGACGCACAAUACCCAAACUCUCGGCGAGCAUCUGCUGGGCUUCUUCAAGUACUACAGCAGCUUUGACUAUCGGAACAAUGCUAUAUCCAUACGCACCGGCGGCAUUUUGCCGGUGAACGCCUGCCGGCUGGCCAAGAGUCCCAAGAACGAUAUACACCAGUGGAAGGAGCUGAAUAUUGAGGAGCCCUUCGAUCUGUCGAAUACGGCACGAUCGGUCUACGACCAAGCCACAUUUGAGCGCGUCAAGGCAGUCUUUGUGGCCUCAGCACGCCGGCUGGAGCACACACUAGAUCUGGCGGCCAUAUUCACGCCCAUUCAUUGUCAGCACCAUCAACGUAUCCUGAAUCAGCAGGCGCUGUUGCAGCAGCAAACCCCACCUACCCAAAUCCACUGUCACAUCCACUCACACACCCACCCACACCCUCAUCCACCCACGCACACACAUACCCACCCACACACACACACCCACACCCAUACCCACACCCACCCAGUCAGCCAUCAGGCACAUCAGCAGUUGCUGCACACACGCAAUCCUGGCGUGGCCUUUGCGCCGCCAUCCACACACCUUGUCUGAUUGCCAUCUAUGGAAGAUUUGCAUCCAGGCACCUCCUUACCCACAGGCUUACAGACACACACACACACACUCUCACACACCCCCAC
Messenger RNA from Drosophila arizonae, 4502 nucleotides. It is a transcript of the gene wisp, whose product is annotated as wispy. Gene Ontology annotation, biological process: RNA 3'-end processing. Gene Ontology annotation, molecular function: poly(A) RNA polymerase activity. The record is from RefSeq and is a predicted model, not a curated record. NCBI's taxonomy places the organism in Eukaryota, Metazoa, Arthropoda, Insecta, Diptera, Drosophilidae.